AAUGCACCAGCAGUGCCUCACCUCCUAUGCAUAUAUUUUCUAUGACAAUAUUAAUAUAUAGUAAGCAUAGUAUUAUAAUUAAAUAAGAAUAAGAGUGUAGAUAGCAGGUGGCUUCCAUGCCCAUGUGUGAUUUCUAAUUUCGUCUGCAUGCGAUGCGCCUAACUUAAUUAAACCCCUUCUCACCCACCCCUACCCCAUUUCAUUUCAUCUCUCAGGCCCAACCACCAUGGAGGGCAUCACCGCCACUGUCUGCAGGGGUGUAAAAAAGUACUGGAGGAGAAGAGGCUACGAGAGGCUUAACGGGCCCACCCGGAGAAGGAGGAACCGGGUGGAGCUCGGAAGCGCCCGAACCGGUAAGGCCCGCUUCUGGAGGUGGAGGAUCAGGCUCGCACCCAAGAUCCGAAUCAGAAAAAUCCCCUCCCCAAAGAAGGCCCUGUUAUGGGUGCGUGACGCCUACGUCAGGAUGAUGCUGGGCCUCGCCAACUCCCGCGUCAUGACGGUCACUGCCUCCUCAGCUUCGGCCUUCGGCGGUGCCCUCUCAGCCGCCGACACCUCCUUCGCUGCCUUCACCCGGGCCCCACCCAAGGAGUACGACGACAAGAUGAUCAUCCAGAUCUACAACUCCCUCCUCAUGGCCCAUCAUGGACCCUUGGUUCCCUCCGACGCUGCAACACAAGUCGCUUGCCCACGGUAAGCCUCCAUCCGCGCCGCACCGCGUCUUUUCCCUGCCCUGCCAACCUUCUUUCAUUUUUAUUUUUUUUUUACUUAUUUUGUAAUGGCCCUUUAUUUACCUGUAACGUGAUUCUAUCAACCGGAUAGAUUCUUUGUCAACAUCGCCCGAAUAUGUGUAGGCACUAGGCAGAGGCACCAUUACCAUUAAUUCCGGGAUUCACAUCCUUCCAAUUCAUAAAUCAAUUCCAUGUAUAUCACUCACGCUUUCACCCUCUUCUCUUCUUCUCCUUCAACAAGUAAGUCAACCAAAAUCAAACUACAACUAAUUCCUACGUAAUUUUAUAAUA
Messenger RNA from Cajanus cajan (pigeon pea), 1019 nucleotides. NCBI's taxonomy places the organism in Eukaryota, Viridiplantae, Streptophyta, Magnoliopsida, Fabales, Fabaceae. The record is from RefSeq and is a predicted model, not a curated record.